Messenger RNA from Exaiptasia diaphana, 1404 nucleotides. Its product is annotated as autophagy-related protein 13. Lineage: Eukaryota; Metazoa; Cnidaria; Anthozoa; Actiniaria; Aiptasiidae. The record is from RefSeq and is a predicted model, not a curated record. Gene Ontology annotation, cellular component: cytosol; Atg1/ULK1 kinase complex; phagophore assembly site. Gene Ontology annotation, biological process: piecemeal microautophagy of the nucleus; protein localization to phagophore assembly site; mitophagy.
AACCAGCGCGUUCCUGGGCAUUGUUUGUAUCAAAACAUGGAAGACGACAUUUUAUUUUAUAUUUUUCAGACUUCAAAUUUGACUUUAAAUUCAUCUCAAAAUGUUACUUUUAGUUAAAUAUAAUAUAAAUCAUAAAUGAAAAACAUUAUGGAGCAACAAGUUCAUACUCUCGGUACUCAAGACAAAAAGGAUUUUGAGAAAUUUCUGAAGUUYCUUGCUUUGAAGGCAGUACAAGUCAUUGUUCAAUCAAGAAAUGGAGAGAAAAUCCAUACUACAUCUAAACCUCCUGCUGUGAGCCAACACUGGUUCAAUCUGGCAAUUGAGGACAUGCCAGAGAUUACCACAGAGACAAAGAAGAACAUGGAAGGACGAUUACCCUGCAAAGACCAACCAAUGUGUGUAGAGAUAUCACUUGUAACAAGUGAAGGGGAAUCUAUGGUUCUGGAGACAUGGUGUCUUGGAAUGAACAAUAGAAAAGACAGCCAUGCUAAGAUCACAUUCACAGUUUACAACCGUAUGGGGAUGCUACUUAAAUCCCUGGUAUCAGUGACAAGGGUAACACCAGCAUACAGGCUGGCCAGGAAGCAAGGAAUUGACUAUGGAAUACGCUACAGAGUUUAUUUUGGAGAUGUAAGAAUUAAUGAUCUUGGAGAAGGAUUUCAAACCGUACAUGUUGGUUCAGUUGGUACACCAGUAGGGUCAGUGACUCUCUCAGCAGCCUACAGAACAAAUCUCUCAUUGGCUCAAAGGCAAUCCGACAUGCCCGUGAAGACUGACCAUUAUAGCUCUCAAGAGCAGCAGUUCUACGAGCGCGAAGCAUCACGGGACAUACCGAUUCCGUGUGCACCAGGAACGCAGGCUCAGCUACACGUAGGCGAAGGCGUUAGACACGUUGCAGAAGAGAUCGCUAACGCUUCGGAAACGGAAGUGACGUCAUGUGGACGCAUCCAAUCAAAUACUAAUAAUAGAAAUCGUCGUUCGCCGACUCCAUGGAGACAAUCACCCAAUCAAAAGAACGUUACAAAACCGUUCACUAUGGCCAGCGGUCAUCACAGUAAAGGAGCUUUCGCUAGUUCUCCUGUUUCUGCGGAAAUUCCUUCUUUACCAGCUCUUUCGUCAACGCCGCCCUUCGCGUCUUUAUUAAACAAUAGAAACAGCCUUGGUUCAAGACCAGCAACACCGGAUAGUUCUUCAGAAUCAAUGGAUAAUAAACAGCCACCAAACACCGUCACUCCAAGUCUUUGGGGAGGAGAUGAUGGCUUCGUUCUUGUCGAACUUAAGCCAGCCUUCGCUACGCCAUCAAAUGGGGAUGGAGAUCUUGGUAGUUUUUAUCGUCAAUGCCAAAAGCCACCACCGCUGACCUUGUUUGMAGACCGACAAGAACAGACAUUGGACAGUGUCAUG